Nicotiana tabacum (common tobacco) is the source of this 799-nucleotide messenger RNA. The record is from RefSeq and is a predicted model, not a curated record. NCBI's taxonomy places the organism in Eukaryota, Viridiplantae, Streptophyta, Magnoliopsida, Solanales, Solanaceae.
GACAAUCUGAGGAAAGUUAGGAAAAACCCAAAUUACCUUUUUUCUUUUCUUUUUAACUCCACAAAGACAAAACUCCAUUUUUCACAUUUUCUCAUCAUUUCUUUAAGUUAAAAAUUCAAUAUUUUUCCUUUAAUCCCCACUCUUUAUUUCUUGAAAAUAGCUAAAAAUCCUUUAAAAAAUUCUGAUUUUUCCCAUUAGCUUCAGCUAUUUGCCAGUUAAUCCUUCUGUAUUUUCUGUUCAGCUGGAAAAUGGUGGGUUUUUGAGUACAAGGUGAAAUAAAAAAGAAAAAAAAAAUUCUUUUUGGGGUGAUUUUCUUGUCGAAAAUAUUUGAGUUAUGGAGGGAAGAGAGAAUAUGAGUAUGAGUGGAGUAACAGUAGUGGGAUCAGAUGCACCUUCAGAUUACCACGUGGCACCCAGAACCACCACUGAAUCAGCAGCUCAAAUGGUGGUUAUUUCACAAACUCCGGCCACUUCCACGGCGGCCGUCGCCGUCACCGGUGGCGGAGCUGGCGGCGGAGCAAUAAUGGUAGUGAAGAAGAAGAGGGGUAGACCAAGAAAGUAUGGACCAGAUGGGGCACUGUCACCUAAGCCGAUAUCGUCGGCGGGGCCCGCGCCGUCGCCGCUGAUUGAUUUUUCUGUGGAGAAACAACGGGGGAAAAUCCGGCCAGUUGGGUUGGUUAGUAAGCCUCAUAUGCCUAAGAUGGACGUUGAAAAUUCAGGUGAAUGGGUCUCAUGCUCUGUUGGUGCUAAUUUUACACCCCAUAUUAUCACCGUUAAUACCGGAGAGGUAAAUUACUAG